Molecule: messenger RNA, 2922 nt
Organism: Lytechinus variegatus (green sea urchin)
Lineage: Eukaryota; Metazoa; Echinodermata; Echinoidea; Temnopleuroida; Toxopneustidae
Product: exostosin-1-like
Exons: 7
Coding region: 38-1369 (443 amino acids)
Cellular component (GO): membrane
Molecular function (GO): glycosyltransferase activity
Source: RefSeq, a predicted model, not a curated record
AAAAGAAGUAUUAUCAUUAGGACUUCAUCUCUAAACCAUGCUAUACCGCUUUCAUUUUCACUCCAGGUAUGAUUAUCAAGUCCUACUGCAUAACUCCACCUUCUGCCUGGUCCCACGAGGGCGCCGUCUUGGGUCGUUCCGUUUCUUGGAAUCCCUGCAAGCUGCCUGUAUUCCUAUGCUACUUAGCAAUGGUUGGGAGCUACCAUUCUCAGAGGUCAUAGACUGGAGUAAAGCUGUUGUCUUUGGCGAUGAGAGACUUCUACUUCAGGUUCCGUCCAUCGUAAGGUCCAUCACUGCCGAGCAGAUCCUGUUGCUGAGGCAACAGACUCAGUUCCUUUGGACCCGCUACUUCUCAUCAACGGAGAAGAUAGUCCAUACUACAUUAGAGAUUAUCAAGGAGAGGGUACAGAAACACCUUGCUAGGCAGGACUAUAUCUGGAACACCAACCCUGGAGCGUUGUCCGUCUUCAGCGAGUAUUCGUCCAGUUUACAAGCAUUCCCAUUCUACACCCUGGCUCUUGGAGCAACCCCAUCCGACAAGUUUUCUGCUCUAGUCUUGGUACAGACCCCACCUAUCUCGAUAUCGGCUCCGCUCAUGAAGCUACUCGUCAAUGUAGGCAUGUCUGCAUAUGCCCAUCAGAUUGUGGUGUUAUGGCAGGUAGAUAGACCCCUCCCACCGAAGUCAAGAUGGCCAAAGCUACAAGUCCCUCUUACAGUCAUUGAGACAGAUCUCAAGUCUCUGAGCAGUCGAUUCUCUCCUAACUCUGUGAUUGAGAUGGAUUCUAUUCUAAGCUUGGAUGAAGAUGCUCAAUUAACUACAGAUGAGGUUGAUUUUGCCUUCUCAGUGUGGCAGACGUUCCCGAGCAGAAUAGUAGGUUACCCCGCCAGAAACCAUUACUGGGACCAAGCUAAAAGUCGUUGGGGUUACUCAUCAAAGUGGACCAAUGAGUACUCCAUGGUGCUCACUGGAGCAGCAUUUUAUCACAGGUACUAUCAUUAUCUGUUCACCCAUAUACUGCCUUCACCGCUGCGUGUCCACGUGGAUCGCACCAACAACUGCGACGAUAUUCUCAUGAACUUCUUGGUAGCCAGUGUGACCAAGCUACCCCCCAUCAAGGUCACACAGCGUAAACAAUAUCGCGAGACCAUGCUGACGUCGUCCACCUCGGCGUUGGCGGCGCGCUGGCUCUCGGCGGAACACUUCCAGCAGCGUCAGGAGUGCCUCAAUCUCUUCUCCACCACAAUGGGGACCAUGCCGUUGGUCAGGUCCCAGAUGCGCCUCGACCCAGUCCUCUAUAAAGACCCCGUCUCGAACAUGAGAAAACGUUACCGCAAAAUCGAGGUCGUGGACCCCAAACCAAGGACGUGAGAAUGAAUGAAUGAUGAAAAAUUGUUUGAAAUUGCCCCACCGACGUGUAGCAAGAUGUUUGUAGAUGAGAGUACUAGAAUGAUGAUAUACGGUGCCCCCAUCAUUGGAUUUCAGACAUGUGGUUUUCCGCACCAAAUCAUGGCGUGAUCAAAGAGUACUACAUUAAAGUCUACUAAUGGGAUCAAGAAAGGUCACACUGCCCUCAUUUCUUCUUCCAUCUCCUCUACUUCUUCUCGUGACGCAAGUCAUUAAACCAGUUAGAACCUACAAGGAAACCUGGCAUUGAAAUGCGGAAUGUCUUGUUCAAGAUGUUGGUGCAGUUCAAGUCAUCUGAUGGAAGCUGGCUGAUGUCAUGGUAAACAGGAUCCUGUCCUUGGCCAAGGGGCUAUCAGCAGAGAAUAUCCUGAUAUCUUUAGGAUGUUGGUACAAGAUGUUCAGCAGAAGUGUCCAUCAGCAGCGCAAAGCUUUGUAAGACCAGUCAGAAGGCCCCAAAAGCAAAGAAGCCAAAGAAGCCGCAAGAAGAUCAUGCGUUUCGUUUGCUUCCCUCCAACUACCGAGCCUUGUGGCUGUCCGCAGGAUCUUAAAAGCACCAGUAACUAGGAAUUCACUCUGUGGAUACGUUCUUAUUUAAGAAUCCUUCAUGAAUGAGAGUUAUACUUCAGUAAUAUUUCAUGCCAAAAUAUGUUUAUGUAUUGAUCAGCAUUGGACAAUUUGCGAAUAUGAGAUCGUUUUUAUGAAAAGUGUUCAGAUAUAAACUCCUUCGAGCAGAGAUAUUUUUUUGAAAACCAGAUGUAAUCUAUUAUUCAUGAGGUAUUAUUAUGAAAAUAUUGAAAAUAUUGUGUGUGUUAGAUUUUAAAAGAAGGUCUUGCUUUUUUUGUACAAAAGACAGAACAUAUGAAUGAAAGUGAGACUAGAUUUUCUAUAUUUUUCUUGAGAUAAGAGAAGAAAUAGAUUAGAGAUUUAGAUUUUAGUUGGGGCAUGCUGGAAACAUGUGUACAUUAAAAGUGUGUUGGAGCAAGAGAGAGAGAGUUAAACGUUUGUCCAUGAUUUAUGUGGUCUUAAGUAUUUUAAGGUUUUCUUUUUCUGUAGUAUACAAAUAACAUAAUGCUCAGAGUGCGUGCAUUUAAGGUACAUUUGCAUGGCAAAGGUAUUAUUAAAACAGCGAUAUUUACACUUAACUGCCACUGGCACUACUCAAAUUUAUUCUCAUAAUAUUUUAUACAAUGAGUCUAAAAUGAUGCAGUCUGUAACCAAUUAUUUAUAUUGAUAUUUGUGAAGAGUAUAAAAAUCUAGUUAUAUAUCUCAUAGAUUGACCAUUCUUCUGAGUAAAAACAAUUAAACAUUGAUUUUAAUGAUUUAUGUUCAUGCCUGUCACAGAAUAUUGAAAUGCUAUUAAUACCUCUUGAGUUAUUCAUUAAUUUUUGUUUCAGGAAUGAUUUCAGAGCAACUCGUGAUUACAGAAUUUUGUUCCAAUUUUGUUCAUUUCUUGUCCUUUGAUAUCAGUUGCUUUUUGUUGUUAAUUUUGUACAUUUUUCUGUGAAUCUGUCUGUUUU